GGGGGGAAUGUUUUGGAACCUUGAACGAAACUGCAGAUGUUUUCUAGAGUUUUCACGCGCGCCGUGACUUCGCCGUUUGAUAUCGCGCGUCUCGUACUCCACUACGACAAAAACUAAACGAAACGCCGAAAAAUGGGGACUGACGGAAACUGGCCCAGGCGCAAGCUCAAGUGUGCGAGUCAGGCGGAAAUAUUGCGAUCGCAUCAACGAGAUGACGACUUCGUGAAAUACCUGCGGGACAAGCUGUCCGAGGUAUCGGCGAAUCUCGGAGUGCACAGAACUUCGUUGGCUCAGCUGAUCCGGUCGGACGUUCCGUACAAAUUGCUGUAUUUCGCCUUCACGUCGGGCAUGGGCAAUCAGACGCUGGGCGAGGAGUACACCGGCAUAGUGCAGGCCAAUUUGGAGCAACGCAGAGUCCCGACGUUAACUGUGAGAGUACUGGCUGCAAUUUUAGAAUGCCUCGGCGAGAGAAUGUUGCUCAAAUUACUGCGACAGUUGCAAGCGUACGUGAAUCAUCCCCGUAGCGAGUUGACGCCAGCGGCAACAACGUUUCUAAAUACCUUACUGUCCAAGCUGCGCACGAUGAUACCCAUAGUUGUGUUAUUCCACAAAGGGUUAUUUUACAUUUAUGGUAGAUAUUACAGCCUGGGUAAGAGAGUUGCCGGAUUAGAUUAUACAAAGGUAUAUGGCCCCCGACCGAUGGACACUGUCAGCUGGGGAUUGAGAUUAUUAGGUGUCGCUACUCUAAUCCAGUGUCUGUUGAGAAUUUGGCAGAGUGGCGCAGUGCAAGAUACCGCUGCUGUAAAUAUACCAAGUGUUAAAUGCAGCGGUCACAAUUGUCAAUUGUGCCUCGAGGCAACAGCAACGACCGCGACGCUGUGCGGUCAUCUGUUUUGCUGGAACUGUCUUAGCGAGUGGUUACGUGUCAAACCAUAUUGUCCAUUCUGUAGGGAGUACGUACCACCAUCGAGAAUCGUCCAUGUGAUGAAUCUGUAAUUUUCUGUGAUAUAAUAGAUUAUAUUCCUUGAACACAUACAUAA
Molecule: messenger RNA, 1040 nt
Organism: Wasmannia auropunctata (little fire ant)
Lineage: Eukaryota; Metazoa; Arthropoda; Insecta; Hymenoptera; Formicidae
Gene: Pex10
Product: peroxisome biogenesis factor 10-like
Exons: 3
Coding region: 133-996 (287 amino acids)
Biological process (GO): protein import into peroxisome matrix
Cellular component (GO): peroxisomal membrane
Molecular function (GO): zinc ion binding
Source: RefSeq, a predicted model, not a curated record